This is a messenger RNA of Trichobilharzia regenti, 3705 nucleotides long. Lineage: Eukaryota; Metazoa; Platyhelminthes; Trematoda; Strigeidida; Schistosomatidae. The record is from the annotation of a GenBank genome assembly.
AUGAGUACAGUGAGUACAGAGGAUCGAUUAGAAAUUAUUGUAGAAGUGUUGGAUAUAAAUGAUAUUGAACCGACGUUUGCAAAAAGCGUUUAUGAAAUACAAGUUAGAGAAGACGUUCCGGUAAAUUCAACCAUUUAUCAAUUACUAGCUACUGACAAUGAUGUGAAUUCAACAAUCACAUAUUCAUUGGAAAAUAAAGCUGAUUCAAAUGUUACAUCAAAAUUUAAAGUUGAAACAAAUGGCCGAGUGACUGUGGCUGAUAGAUUGGAUUAUGAACAAAGUAGCUCCUAUAGCUUCACUGUGCGCGCUAGUGAUGGAGAAUUCUAUGCUCUAGCUAGACUUAUUAUUGAAGUUAUAGAUGUGAAUGAUGAACCUCCGGAGUAUGUAUUAAAUCCGCAUCGAUUGACGAUACAAGAAAAUAAACCUGCAAGAACAUUAAUUGGUCAGCUCCUCGUAAUUGAUCGCGAUAGCCCAGAAAUCAAUGGGCAAGUACAGUGUAAAGAACCCUCCAAUGUUGAAACAAAACAACCUAUACUCUUUGUGAGAGAAUCUACUUAUAUAACUGACAAGUUCUUUCCGUCACUAGCGCCAUCACAAUUUGAUGUCAGUAGUCACCUGAAAACUUCACUGUUACAAUCAAGUUCUGAGACGCAUGUAUAUCAACGGUAUACACUCUACAGUCAAGCUGAAUAUGAUCGGGAGAGUGGAAUGGUUGAAUACCACAGUAUUUUAUAUUGUUGGGAUGGUGUUUCUGCAGCCUCAUCAUCUGAAUCAUCAUUUUCUGUAUCGUCAUCAUCGUUAACUGGACUUACAGCUACUAUGACUAUUACACUGUAUGUGGCAGAUGAAAAUGACAAUGCGCCAAUCUUUGAGAAACAGCAGUAUGAGGCAGAAAUAAUUGAAAAUGCGCCAACUAGUACAAAGAUAAUCCAGGUACAUGCUACGGAUAAGGACGUUGGAGAAAACGCCGAAGUUCAUUACAGUCUGGAAAAGAAUGACUUGAUCACCCCUUACUUUCAAAUAGAUCCGGUUACUGGUUGGAUUAUGAGUUCAGCUGAAAUUGAUCGUGAAGCUCAGUCAGAAUUUCAACUUACAGUGCUGGCAAUCGAUGGUGGCUCCCAUGCACUGGAAAGUCGAUCGCACAGAUCGAAAGGCGUCAUCGCAAAUUAUCAUACAGCAACAGCACAAUUACUCAUAAGAAUAUUAGAUGAAAAUGACAAUCCACCUGAAUUCCGUGGUCCAAGACAGUUUGCUGUAGAAGAAAAUCAACCACCACACACGUGGAUUGGUGAUCUUCAAAUACUAGACAGAGAUGAAGGGCUUAACAGUGAAGUGACAUUUAAAAUUUUACCCACGAGACCAAGCAAUGCCAGCCCUGGACAAAAUUCAAAGAAGAUUAAUAACAGUAUAACUCUGGAAUAUGAUCUGCCAUUUUAUUUGCUGAAUAAUGGAAGUUUGUUCACCUCAGAAAUACUGGACAGGGAGAAUCAGUCCCACUACUGCUUUGAAGUGAUUGUCUCUGACACGGGUGGGAAUAAGUCUUAUUCUACCGUUGAUACCAUAUGCAUACGUGUAUUGGACACAAAUGAUAACCAACCGUAUUUCACUGAAAUUAAAGGAGUAGAUCAAGCUAUAAUUACUAAAGAAUCAACCGCGAAUAAUUUAUCCUACUCAACAUCGUCUUCAAUUAUUCAACCUGAUUUAUUUAAUCAAAGCUUCAUACAAUCAGAUGCUUUACAAAAUUCUGUUGUUCAUUUAUCAGUGAAUGAAGCACCAGGUUAUUGUGUACUGAUAGCUAAAGCAGUUGACAAUGAUGAAGGUAUAAAUGCACAACUACGAUACAGCAUUCAACAGUAUAAUUCAAAUACAAGUCAGGCGGAAGAAACUACAAAAGCCCGCCAAAUACUGAAUGCAUUUACAAUGAAUCCUAAAGAUGGACAACUUACACUGACUAGAUAUUUACGCUGGUAUGAAAUAGGUACUUAUGAAAUAAUACUAAGUGUGGAGGACAAUGGAAAACCAGUACAGAGAGCAGAGAAGGUUAUUCAACUAAGUAUAGAGGAGAUUCCAGCUCAAGGAAAUCAACUACUAUUACCUCCAGGAAUAACAACAAUGCAUGGUUCAAAGUUAUACAAGUCAAAGUUUAAAAUUUCAGAAGCACGUACCAUCCUUAUUGUGAUAAUCUUGUCUGGAUUAUCAGUGUGUUUAGCUGUUGUAAUAAUCAGCACAAUUCUGUGCAUUGUUAAGCCUUGCUUGAAAUCAAAGUCGUCGUUUCACUUGAAAGAAACGAAAAAAGGCAAAUCACGUGAUAGAUGUAAACAUUACGCAAAAAGGUUGAAUACUAAAACUUUCAAUCAGAGUAGCACUAAAUUGCACUCAGUUACUCGUGAGAAUGGUAAUAAUAAAAACUAUGAACACCAUCGAAAUCGUUCAAGUGAAUUCGAUCCUUUAUCCUCUACUCUAACUCGUCAUCAAGCUCACCUCCAGAAUGAAAAAGGAUUACUAAUCACUAAUAAGCCUUAUGCAAAUCCUAAUUACAGCUUAGAACCAUAUAAAUUAGUUGGAAUUGACAAUUGUUUCACCGGUACUAUCAUUCAAAAUAGGAAUAACUCACCGACAACAUUCAAUAUGUCAUCAUCAUGCACAAGUGGUUUAAGUAGCAUGGAACAAGAGUUAUGUAUGAUUAACGGGACAAGAGCUGUAUGUGUGGGAAGAGUGAUAACGCCGGUUGAUUCAAUUCAAAAUGUGACUUCUCAACAAAAUUGCAAUGCAGUGUACUUAGAAUACCCAUGUAAUGACUAUCCAUCCACAGUAUUGAACGCAUUCCCCCAUGCCAUACCCUCUAGAUGUUCAGCUUGUUCACCACACCAGCUGGAUACUUUCAACCAAUCAUUCCAAGCAUCACAGUCAACCUUUGCAAUGCCAAUACUAGUAACUUCCAAUAAUCCCUCUAUAAAAUCUGAUCCGUUUACACUUCAGUGUCAAGAAACAACAAACCUUCCAACCUGUUAUCAACACCAAGAUGGAUCAUUUCUACUGUCUUCAAAUCUUUUGACUAACGCAUCAGUAGUCUUCGACUUAAGUACCAAUAGUUUUAUUGAUAUGAAAGUAUUGAAUCAAACAAAUCACUUGAGGAGCGAGGUUACUGACGCGUCAAGUCCUCCUCCUCCAAUAGUCAAUGGGGAAGAACAACGGUCCGAUAGUGGUCGUGGUGCAAGCGAUGAAGAAAAUUCUAGUCAAGUCCCUAUAACUAAUGAAGAAAUUAUUUCGUCGACAGUGAUCAGCCCAGGUGUUUGUGAACAGAAGAAAUUUAUCAUGCUUGAAUGUCAAGUGAAUACUAAUACGGAAAUUCAUUCAAAUACGUUUGCAUAAUAUGGAAUGAAGUAAUUGUGCCGGCUUACGUGCCACAUCUAUUUCACACGGUCUUAAUAUUCAAGCUGUUAUUUCAGACACAUUUUUUUAUACGAAUUAAGCGUGUAACCCUGAUGUCAAAGCACCUAUGCAACAGUUUCCCCCUCUCCCCGUACACACUCAAGAUAUGGAUGAAUAAUUUACGAUAUAGCACAUAUGUAUAUUAUAUGUAGAUGAGACAAUGGAACGCACCAACUAACGUUAUUGUUUAUUUGGUAUAAUCAUGAAUACAGUUCUGCUCUAAAUAUGAGAAACAAUUUUAUACUUCUACCAACUAACUAACUAUAAAGAAUA